CACUCUGCUGUAUAUUGUGUUGUAAAUAAUUAUUUGUAAAUGAUGAUACAUGUACAUUUUGAAAAAGAAGUGUUACUAUCAAAGGAGUAACACCUGUUACUUUUCUUGAACGUCAUUUUUGUGUGUGUCCCAAUGAAAUAUUUUUUUCCAUUGCAGAAAUUAGCUGACUUGUCCAACAAAAUCCAAAGAAUUGAAAUAAUGAUGAGCAUUCUAGAAGCUAAGUUGGCAUCAAUCCCAGGGCUGGAAGAUGUGACAGUAUCAAUGCCUGCACCAAGUGGGGCAGCUGCUGCACCAGCUGCAGGAUCAGCUCCACCUCCAGCUUCUGAUGCACCACAACCAGCUGUGGAGGCACAGGGACCUCCUGCACCUCCUGCAGAAGAGCCAGCUAUGACUGUUUCCAAAGAUCCAAGAUAUGCCAAGUACUUUCAGAUGAUUAAAGUUGUAAGUUUCCAGAAACACAGCUCACAGAUCUUGUUGCUCAUUUUUCAAUCCUCUCUGAGAGCUACAUCCAGUUGUAAUGACAUAAGUUCCUGGUUGGUGGAAUUUUAAUGAAUCCGCACUAUGUUCACAGCUUAUUGAUUUUAAAUUUCCCCUUUUUCCCACUUUUCUGAGCACAUAAAAUGUGUACUUAAUAGCACAUUUGCAUGAUGUCAUCUGAUUACAACUACCAGGGUUCAUUUUGUUUCUUCUUUAUUAUUUAAAUUCGUAAAUCACAGUGGGGUUCAAAUAACAAUUGCCUCAAUUAACAUGAGAACAACAACAAGAACUACAACAACAACUUUUUUUGUACUCAACUUAGAAAUUAGAAAUUAUGUGAACAAAAAUAAGUUAAAAUAAAAAGAGUACAUGGCUGCCCGAAAUAACCUUAAUGGGCUAAUAAGACUGAGCAGCCAUCCUUAGUGACAUAAAGUGAUUAUUAAUUUGAGACAAAUUAAAGAGAAAAUAG
Messenger RNA from Orbicella faveolata, 946 nucleotides. Its product is annotated as WASH complex subunit 3-like. Gene Ontology annotation, cellular component: WASH complex. Gene Ontology annotation, biological process: exocytosis; actin filament polymerization. Lineage: Eukaryota; Metazoa; Cnidaria; Anthozoa; Scleractinia; Merulinidae. The record is from RefSeq and is a predicted model, not a curated record.